AUGGGAAGUAAUGGUGGUGAGCGCCUAAAUAUUUUGGGAAAUGACGCAGCUGAAUGUUCUGAAACCACUGUUGAGAUCAAGAUCAAGACGCUAGAUUCUCAAACUUUCACACUGCGAGUGGAUAAAUGCGUGCCUGUUCCUGAGCUAAAGCAACAGAUUGCUUCUCUAACCGGUGUCCUGUCCGAGCAACAACGCCUUAUAUGCCGUGGCAAAGUUUUGAAGGAUGAUCAACUCCUCUCAGCUUAUCAUGUGGAAGAUGGUCACACCCUGCACCUGGUCGUGAGACAACCAAUUGAUUCAUCUCCAGGCAGCUCUGAUCAUCCAGCACCUGAUCCAACGUCAAGCACUGGACACAUUUUAGGCAAUCGAGUAGGUCCAAGUGUGAUGGUUGGAUCCUUCAAUAUAUCAGAACAGGGAGACGGAACUUUUCCUGAUCUAAAUCGGAUUGUUUCUGCCGUGCUUAAUUCUUUUGGAGUCUCAAGAUCUGGAAGUGGUGGUGAGGGGAUUGAUCUUAAUCAACCUCCUUUGGAACAGCUCUCAUCUGCAUCUGGACUUAUUGGUACAAGAAAUUAUAGCAGAUUACAUUCUGAUCAAGACCAAGCAGCUUCUGUAGCCAUUCCUGUUGCAUCUGUGCAGCCACCGAUUAUACCCGAUUCCUUGACUACUUUGUUGCAGUACUUGACUCAUUUGAGGCAGGAAUUUCUUUCCAAUGCUGAAGGGCUAAGUGGAACUACUCAAAAUACUGGUUUUUUUCGGAGUGAUGCACCAGAUCUGGAAGGUGCCGUGCGUUCUAGUGGGGGCAGAGGGCCUGUCAGUCCAGAGUCCUUGGCGGAGGUGAUUUUUUCUGUGAGAAGACUUCUUGUUGAACAAGCUGCUGGGUGCUUAUCGCAACUUGCAGGACAACUGGAGUCUGAAUCAAGUGUGACGGAUCCACUGGAGCGCACUAGAAUUCAAUCAAAUGCUAUGAGGUCUGGAGCUCUUUUUCAGAACUUUGGGGCUUUGUUUCUUGAGCUUGGUCGGGCAAUAAUGACUCUGAGAAUGGGCCCAGCACCAGGUGAUGCGUUUGUGAAUGCUGGACCCUCUAUCUUUGUCUCCUCAGCAGGACCCAACCCUAUAAUGGUUCAGGGGCCACUGUAUUUCCAACCAGGAGCGCUUGGUUCGAUUCCCGUUGGAAAUUUUCAACAUGGCUUGGCUGUAGCUGGGGAUUCUUCUGGUACUGGCUUUGUUCCUAGAAAUAUUGACAUCAGAAUACGUGCAGGAUCUGUACUUACUCGAAGAGAGCCUAGUAGCUCACAAUCUGUUGGUCAAGGCUCUGCAGUAUCACCCGGUAGUGGAAAUUCUGGUCCACGUGCUUCUGCUGAUCCAAAUUUACGCAGGGACCCGCAAGUGAGAGCGGUUCCUCUUAGAACAGUAGUUGCUGCAGUUCCGUCAUCUGUUUCACAUUCAGAUUCUUCUCGUGGCCCAAUAGGGAUCUUAUAUCCUGUUUUGGCAAGAGUUCAAAAUGUAUCUUCUGGAAAUUCUAACGGAACAGGAGCUUCUCAAGUCCCAGUUCAGCAUCAAGAAUCAAACGAUAUUACUGAACAACCUGGUGCAACACAACAACAAAACUUUACAAUCACCAGAAGAGGUUUAUCAUCUGAAGCACUUAAUGAUCAAGGAUUCAUUGCACAUAUCAGAGGUGGACUGGAACAGCUGGUCAGUACAUUAUUUCCAGGAGAGCAUGUUUUCAGUAAUUCUGCUGUUCCAGGUUCAAGCUCGGGUUCCAUUCCAAGGCAGCCCCAGAAUAUUGGUACUGCUCAGGAAUCAGCACCACCUGCUGCGAGUGAUGAAGGGGUUGUUUUGUCUAAUAUCCUACGUCAGAUAAUGCCGAUAGUCUCUCAGUACAACGCUGGAGCUGAUGUCAGUGAGGGGGAAAACCAGGCUGAUGAUAACCAAGGUGAUGGUGGUUCGUCCCACCGUCGCUGCCAGGGUGAUCAGGCAGAACCAAGUUCAAAACGUCAAAGGAGGGAGUAG
Molecule: messenger RNA, 2013 nt
Organism: Striga hermonthica
Lineage: Eukaryota; Viridiplantae; Streptophyta; Magnoliopsida; Lamiales; Orobanchaceae
Source: the annotation of a GenBank genome assembly